AUGAAUUUAAUAUAUCCUUAUAUGAAGAUCACAUUUCCAGAAUAUCAAGGUAGUGGAUUUCAUCGCAGCAAGGCAUUUGCUGAAAUCGAAAGGUAUCUGAAUGAAAAUUCAUCGAAGCAGGCGAAGCAUCUCAAGGCCAACGUUUUACACGACAGCCAGGUUAUAGUUCUUAGCAUGGCUGAUCACGAAGAGGUCACCAAUGAAUUCCAGGGCAUCAAGCUUUGUUGGUCUUCCAACCGUGUCACUCCCAAAACACAAUCCAUUUCAUUCUAUCCGAGGGAGGAUGCCAACAGGUAUUUCACACUCACUUUCCACAAGUACAGGGAUAUCAUUACCAGUUCUUAUCUGAAACAUGUUUUAGAAGAGGGAAAGGCUAUUACUGUUAAGGAAAGGCAGAGGAAACUGUAUACAAACAGCAAGAGUGAGAGUUGGACUUGGAGAAGAUUCACGAGAAGCAAUUGGAGCCAUGUGGUAUUUGAACAUCCAGCAACUUUUGACACUUUAGCUUUGGAGCCAAACAAGAAGGAAGAAAUUAUCAAAGAUCUGAUCAGGUUUACUGAGGCGAAAGACUAUUACGCUAAGAUUGGCAAGGCAUGGAAGCGGGGGUAUCUCCUCUAUGGUCCACCUGGAACUGGGAAGUCCACCAUGAUUGCUGCCAUGGCUAAUCUAUUGAAAUAUGACGUUUAUGAUCUUGAAUUGACGGCCGUUAAGGACAACACAGAGCUGAGAAAAUUGUUGAUAGACACGUCUAACAAAUCUAUUAUUGUAAUAGAAGACAUCGAUUGUUCACUUGAUCUUACAGGCCAAAGGGAGAAGAAGGAGAAGACAGACGAUGAAAAGAAGGAAGAAAAGGAUAAGGAUCCAGUUAAGGCGGAGGUGAAGAAAAGGGAUGAAAAUAACCAGAAUAGUCAGGUUACAUUAUCCGGGCUUCUUAAUUUCAUUGAUGGGCUAUGGUCAGCUUGUGGUGGGGAAAGGAUAAUUGUUUUUACAACGAAUUAUGUGGAAAAGCUCGAUCCUGCUUUGAUUCGGAGAGGAAGGAUGGAUAUGCAUAUAGAAUUAUCAUACUGCUGCUUUGAAGCAUUCAAAGUUUUAGCAAAGAAUUAUUUGGACCUUGAAUCUCAUGAACUGUUUGGCAGGAUUGAUGAGCUGUUACAGGAAACCAAAAUGACUCCUGCAGAUGUUGCUGAAAACUUGAUGCCCAAAUCAGCUGAAGAGGAUGAGGAAGCUUGUUUGGUGAGACUCAUCAAGGCUCUGGAAGAGGCAAAAGCCAAGGCUGAGGAAGAAGUAAAAAUGAAGGCCGAGGAAGAAGCAAACAGGAAAGCAGAGGAAGAAGGGAAAGUGAAAGCGAAAGCGAAAGCAGAGGAAGAAGAGAAGCCAAAGGCUGAGAAAGAGAAAGAUGAGGAGAGAGAAGCAAAUGGUAAAGGUGUUGAAAUUACUGCUGCAGUGAAAGAUAAUGGUGAACAUCCUAAACAUUCAGCGUCUAAUGCUAAUGAUGAGGAAACUUGCUUGGUGAGAUUGAUCGAGGCUCCAGAAGAAGCAAAAAGUAAGGCAGAGGAAGAAGCAAAAGCAAAAGCUGAGGAAGAAGAGAAGCUAAAGGCUGAGAAAGAGAAAAAAGAAAAUGGUAAAGAAGGUGUUGAAGUUAAUGAAGAAGUGAAAGAAAAUGGUGAAGAUAAUAAACAUUCUGUGGCUAACGGUGUGAAAGAAAAUGGAGAUAUCUCUUAUUGA
This is a messenger RNA of Fraxinus pennsylvanica, 1725 nucleotides long. Lineage: Eukaryota; Viridiplantae; Streptophyta; Magnoliopsida; Lamiales; Oleaceae. The record is from the annotation of a GenBank genome assembly.